AUGGCUUCGACACCCCUCAACGGCGCCAAUGGGCCCCAACAGCCUCACCACAAACAGCUCGAGCAGGUGCUCAACACGCCCGACAGACGUCCUUCUCCGCUACCCACCCACCUCAGUACCCCUGCCUCGGGAUCCGGCCACUCGACCCCACGUAUUAUCCCACAAGAAGGCUCCGGUGGCUCAGGCUAUGUUGCCCCUGUCUUCACGGGCAAGGAGAAGCAAAUGGAGGCCGUCAUGGACGGCGUCGAGGAGAAGGGUUUCAUGCCUCCAGAGCUGGUGGAAUCAGAAACCAAGUGGUUCUACAACGAGCUGGGCAUCGAUGACAUGUACUUUGCCACCGAGACGGUAGAUGCAAUCGUGAGCCAUGUUCAUUCCCUUUACGCCGCCAAGGUCGCCGCUUACGCUCGGGACGACAAACGCCUCGAAAUCCGCCUCGACAAGGAAGCUGCCGACCACGCGGUGUACAUUGAUACCAGCCGGCCUGGUGUGUCAGUCAUUGCUGGCCCACAGUACGAACAGCGCAUCGGUAAAAAGUACUUGGCCGUCUCAAAACCAGGUCUUGCCUAUCGCGUCGAGAGUUUCCGCUCCGAGAGCCCGCUCCCAGGUAGUGAUGAUCAGCAAUUGCGCUGCUACUUCGUCUACCAGUGCGACUUUGUGGACCCCAACCCGAAAGAAACCGAGACAGACAUUGAGAAGAUUGGUGACAAGCGCUUCUUGCAAAAGGCGACUGAUAAUACCAAGGCUAUUUACCAACAGAUUCUAAAAGUCGCCGUCGAGAGAACCGGCCCCGUCAUCGAGUACUUCGACAUUGAGGGCUCAAGGGACAAGCGCCUGGUCGUCGGCUUCAAACGGGGCAGUGCGUUGGGUCUCUUCAGCGCCUUGAGCGACUUGUACCACUACUACGGUUUGACAACAUCACGAAAAUAUGUCGAGCAAUUCUCCAAUGGCUACACGUGCAUGUCUCUCUACCUGCGCCCUCUACUAGGUGCUGCAGGCGCAAAGCACCCUCCCAUCGAGGCUUCGAUUCAUCAAAUCACAAAGGAAGUCUCUUUGCUGUACUGUCUGCCUCAGAACCGAUUCCAGACGCUCUUCGCCACUGGACGGCUCAGUCUGCAAGAAACAAUCUACGCGCAUUGCGUAUGGGUCUUCAUCACCCACUUCCUAAACCGUCUGGGAAACGAGUACACUGCCCUUGCAGCUAUUCUGGACCCCGAGAACAGCGCACACGCCGAGCUUCUCUCCAAGCUCAAGCGGAGGCUACGUGCGGAGACGUUUACCGCAGACUACAUCUCCGAGAUCAUCUUCACAUACCCUGAGCUCGUCCACACCCUUUACCUGCCAUUUGCCAAGACACACUAUGUGCAGACGAGGGGCCAGGCAGACGACUUCUUGCCUACUCUGAGUUAUCUGCGACUACAAGUCGAUAGGGUCCAGACUGACAGCGAGCUGACGGAAACUAUCAACAAAGCCGUCGCCAAUGACCACCAUGUCAUGGUCAUGAACUCAUUCCGCAUCUUCAACAACUCGGUGCUCAAGACCAACUUCUACACCCCGACCAAGGUAGCCGUCAGCUUCCGCUUGAACCCUAACUUCUUGCCUCCUUCAGAGUACCCUCAGCCUCUAUAUGGCAUGUUCCUUGUCAUUGGCUCCGAAUUCCGCGGUUUCCAUCUCCGCUUCCGCGACAUUGCUCGUGGUGGGAUUCGUAUCGUCAAGUCCAGAAGCCAGGAAGCAUACUCAAUCAAUGCGCGGUCCAUGUUUGAUGAGAAUUACAACCUUGCAAACACGCAACAGCGCAAGAACAAGGACAUCCCAGAAGGAGGCUCCAAGGGAGUUGUACUUCUUGACUACAAGCACCAGGAUAAGGCCCGCGGCGCUUUUGAGAAGUACAUUGACAGUAUUCUCGAUCUUCUCCUACCACCAAGCAGUCCUGGUAUCAAGGACCCUAUUGUUGAUCUUCAUGGCAAGGAGGAGAUUCUCUUCAUGGGCCCGGACGAGAACACGGCUGACCUAGUCGACUGGGCAACGGAACACGCUCGUGUUCGAGGAGCCCCAUGGUGGAAGUCAUUCUUUACCGGAAAGAGCCCGAAGCUGGGAGGAAUUCCCCACGAUCGUUACGGCAUGACCACACUGUCUGUUCGUGAAUACGUGCUUGGUAUCUACCGCAAGCUCAACCUUGACCCAAGCAAAGUUCGCAAACUGCAGACGGGUGGCCCAGAUGGCGAUCUCGGAUCCAACGAAAUCCUUCUCAGCAAUGAAAAAUACAUCUCGAUUGUGGAUGGCUCCGGUGUUCUUGUCGACCCCAAGGGUAUCAAUCAUGAAGAGUUGCUGCGUCUGGCCAAGAGCCGCAAGAUGAUUGGAGAGUUUGACAUUUCUAAGCUUUCGCCGGAGGGUUACCGUGUCCUGGUCGAUGACUCGAACGUUCGACUGCCGAAUGGAGAUCUCGUGUACAAUGGCACAACCUUCCGGAAUACUUUCCACCUUCGUAGCGACAUCCAUUACGACACUUUUGUACCCUGCGGUGGUCGCCCAGAGUCGAUUGAUUUGACUUCUGCCAAUAAACUCAUUGUUGACGGCAAGUCGGUAAUCCCAUACAUUGUCGAAGGCGCCAACCUGUUUAUUACCCAAGAUGCCAAGCUUAAGCUUGAGAAGGCGGGCUGCAUUCUCUACAAGGAUGCUUCAGCUAACAAGGGUGGUGUGACUUCAUCGUCUCUCGAGGUCCUUGCGUCACUCUCCUUUGACGACGAGAGCUUCAUCAAGCACAUGUGUGUCGGCGAAGAUGGCCAAGCACCAGAAUUCUACAACGCCUAUGUACGCGAAGUACAAAAGACCAUUCAGAACAAUGCGCGCCUCGAGUUUGAGGCCAUUUGGCGCGAACACCAAAACACGGGUCAGCCUCGCAGCAUCUUGAGUGAUGUUCUCAGUAACGCGAUUACCAAGCUGGACGAGGAGCUACAGAACACAGAUCUGUGGAAGGACAUCGAGUUCAGGAAGUCUGUUCUCAAGGAGGCGCUGCCCAACAUUUUGCUCCAGCAAAUUGGGUUGGAAAAGAUCAUGGAAAGGGUGCCUGACAACUAUCUCCGCGCGAUUUUCGGAAGCUACCUUGCCAGCCGUUUUGUGUACGAGUACGGUGUUUCGACUAGCCAGUUUGCUUUCUUCGACUUCAUGAGCAGGCGCAAGAACUCGGGCAGCAAUGGUGCGACGAAUAACGCGAAAUAA
Molecule: messenger RNA, 3216 nt
Organism: Plenodomus lingam JN3
Lineage: Eukaryota; Fungi; Ascomycota; Dothideomycetes; Pleosporales; Leptosphaeriaceae
Gene: GDH1
Product: glutamate dehydrogenase (NADP(+)) gdh1
Cellular component (GO): mitochondrion
Molecular function (GO): L-glutamate dehydrogenase (NAD+) activity
Source: RefSeq, a predicted model, not a curated record